Messenger RNA from Pseudovirgaria hyperparasitica, 423 nucleotides. RefSeq lists its product as uncharacterized. The record is from RefSeq and is a predicted model, not a curated record. Bases 1 to 423 code for a protein of 140 amino acids. The transcript is spliced from 2 exons. NCBI's taxonomy places the organism in Eukaryota, Fungi, Ascomycota, Dothideomycetes, Acrospermales, Acrospermaceae.
AUGGGUAAUAGUGUUUCUGUACCGGCGGCCGCUGGUAGUAAGACCAUGCCACGACGGACGGUGAACGCCAGAACACUCACAGCACCUAUUGUCGCCUUCACAAUGGCUGGUGUCCUCUUCGUCUACACACGAUCGUCCAUCAAAGCGGCUAAAAUCAACGCUGCGAAACAUCGCGACGCAGACGGGGGCGAGUUAUCAUGGAACAAGCAGCAUUUACGACAACACAACAAAAUAGAGAAAGUCGAUAGUACGGCUGUUAGCAAUCUUCGGGAGAGCCUCAUAGGUGACUCACGACGAAAGAACAAGACAAAGAGUGCAGCGGAGGUCGAGAAGGAUGUCGCAGCCGACAAGGAUUGGUACUCCAACACCGAGAAAGAUUUAAGGUCGAUAUUGGGAAAGGACCAGGAAUCAAGAAAGGAAUGA